Molecule: messenger RNA, 2220 nt
Organism: Nilaparvata lugens (brown planthopper)
Lineage: Eukaryota; Metazoa; Arthropoda; Insecta; Hemiptera; Delphacidae
Product: disintegrin and metalloproteinase domain-containing protein unc-71
Biological process (GO): membrane protein ectodomain proteolysis
Molecular function (GO): metalloendopeptidase activity
Source: RefSeq, a predicted model, not a curated record
AAGCAUCCGCAUGUCAUCUUCGAAGCGAGGACGAAGGCGAAUAAAGGGUGCGCCAACACGGGGAACUACGAGUGGCGUAUGGGCGGCAGAGAAGGAGUAGGAGCGCAAAGUCUACAAUUCACCUCAUCCUCCUCCUCACAGGCGAGGGGCAAACGGGAGGCGAGGAGGAACAGAGGAACCAGUCCCAGUGAGGAGGAAAAGAGAUGGCGAAGCCGAAAUCCCAAGGAGGAAGAAAGAAAAAGAAACAAAAUUUCCAAAGAAAAAGAAAAAAAUAGAAACAGAUCUUCCAAGGAGAAGAUGUGGCGGAACAAAACUAGAAAUCCUGAGGAGGAGGGUUGGUGGAGGAGUCCAGAGGAGAUGUCAAGGAGGAGGAGGAGGAGGAGUGCGGAGGAGGAGGAGUACUGGAGGAGGAGGAAUGGGACUAGUGAGGAGACGAGGAGGAGACGGGAGAGGAGAGAUGUCAGUGUGACUACUAAGUAUAUUGAGACUGCCCUGGUCAUCGAUAAAGCUAUGUUCGAGAAACGAAACGGGAGCACCCGUCUAGAGGUGGUACAUGAUGCUAUACAAGUAGCAAAUAUUGCUGAUUUGUACUUUCGCACUAUGAACACCCGGGUGUCGGUGGUGUACAUAGAGACAUGGCAGGGCUCCAACCAGGCAGUCAUAGACAAGUCUCAGGACAUCAACAUUGCCCUACUCAAUUUUAAAGACUACACUCAGCGACAUCUGUUCAGAUUUGAUAAGGACACAACACAGCUGUUGACUGGCGAAAUCUUCGCUAGCGGGGAAGCGGGCAUGGCCGUUCCUCAAUCUAUUUGCACUCCCAAGUCAGUUGGUCUCAGUGUGGAUGUGAACUCCUAUGAACUGCAUCUACUGGCCGGAACCAUGGCUCAUAUGAUCGGCCAUAAUAUCGGCAUGGCUCAUGAUAAACCCGAUUGUUUAUGCAAUGACUGGCACGGCUGUAUAAUGAACCCCUCCAUAGUUGGACUGGAAAAUGUUCAACCCUAUAAGUUUAGUGCCUGCAGUUUGGAUGAUUACAAUAUGGCGCUCAGAACUGGAAGAGGACUCUGUCUGCUCAAUAAACCUAACGAGUUGGAAGCACGUCGUACUUGUGGCAACAAUAAGAUAGAAGAGGGCGAGGAUUGUGACUGUGGUCCUAUAGAGCAAUGUGCCGACAAGUGCUGUGAUCCCAUCACUUGCAAACUCAGGAAGGACGCCGAAUGUGCCUCUGGGCCAUGCUGCAAUAAAUGCCGGCUGAGGCCAAGCGGUGUGGUAUGUCGGGAGGCAAGCAACGAGUGUGACCUCCCCGAGUUCUGCACAGGUGAGAGUGGGCAUUGCCCAACAGAUGUCCACAAAAAGAAUGGACACCCCUGUGAUGAAUCCAAGUCACCCAAGAAAAAGGCACAAGGGUACUGCUACAACGGAAUGUGUCCCUCUAUAAAUGUCCAGUGUGCCAAUGUAUGGGGACAUGGGGCUAAAUCUGGAGAUGAAGAAUGCUUUAGAGCAUUCAAUUCCAAGGGGUCAAUCAAUGGACACUGUGGAACAGAUGGCGACCAAUACUACGUCAAAUGUGAAUCAGACAACGCAAUAUGUGGCUCUCUUCAGUGUCAGAACGGAAAGGCGACGCCCUUGCUUUAUAAUCCUACUGCCAAUCCAACGCUGGAUUUCGCCACAACCAUAAUCUCAAUUAAAGGAAUGGAGUUCGAAUGCAAAACAACCAGUGGUACAAAAAAGGAUAGCGAUCUUCCGCCUCAUGGUUUAGUAAGAGAUGGAACGCCCUGUGGUGAAAAUCUGAUCUGUGUGAACCAAUCGUGUGUGAGCAUUUAUCCUUAUAUGGAUCCAGGUCACUGUCCCAGUAAUCAUAAGAAUCAUGAGUGUUCAGCAAAUGGGGUCUGUUCAAAUACGAACAAAUGCCAUUGCAAUAUGGGCUGGGGUGGACCAGACUGUUCACUCAAAGUUGACAUCUCUCUCUACACCUUUCCUUCGACGGAGGCCACCCUGUCGCCGCAGGACCACCUGGACGCCACUCGGGCCAAAGAGGAUCUGGAGAAGCAGAUGAAGAGCAAGGUGACUCCGUACGAAAACUACCACAGCACUAAUACAGUAUUCCUGGUGGGAACUCUCAUGUCGGUUGUUGGAGGAGUUUUCAUAGUUUUUGCUCUCAUGGCAUUAUGCUAUAGAUCUGUGGUGGUUCAUAAGAAUUUCUCUCUCUGUCUGAGGUGA